AAACAGAACACACACAUUAUUGCAUCGUGUAGUCAGACAGGGCAACAUGUUGUAAUGUUGUAAUGCCCAACAUUACAACAGUGUUGGGCAUGUCUUAAUGCUAUUAAGUUGUUCCUACAAUAAAGCCAGCUCAACUGAGGAUAAAGCCUCUGUAUCUGGUAAUUGAUAUCUGAAGAUAUCACACAGAUAAUAAUGCUCUUGUGUAUCAACUUUUUGUGGAUUUUCACACUCAAAGCUUCCUUGACAAAGGGUUCAACAUUUCAAUCUUUAUCAACAGAUCUCAAGCAGUAAAACAGAGCUUAGAGAGGAACUUCAAAAAGAGAAGUUCAUUUGUUCGUAUCAUGAACAACGCCAUGUGGUUUUGACAGGUAAAAAAACCCACAACCGGUACAAGGCUUUAACUCUGUGGUGUGCUUGUUAGAGAAAACAGAACACACACAUUAUUGCAUCGUGUAGUCAGACAGGGCAACCGGACAGAGACUCGAUAAUGUCUAUCUUCGUGAUACUGGGGCUGCUGGUCUGCAUCAUAGCGGCACAAGGGCCCAGUGCUGUGACUCCUGUGUUUGUGCAGAAGGGAGGGGAUGUGCUUCUGAAUGUUGAUGCUGAUGUUCCUGUGGAUUUUUUUAUUGUUGAGUGGAACUUCAAUAAAACGGUCGUUUUAGUAAGAUUUCCAUCUGGUAGAGAACCAUUAGUCCCUCCUGUUUAUGCUGGAAGGAUUGAGUUUCUUGAGAAAAAAUACUCUGUGAAAUUGAAGAAUCUACAAGAGGCAGACAGUGGAGUUUAUACUGCAAAAGCCUCAUCAACUGUAGACCAAACACUAGCUGAAUACAACGUCACAGUUCAAGGUCCAGUGUCUCCAGUUAAUCUGACAGUGAUCUCAGUAGACUCCAGAAGCUCAGAGUGUGACCUCACUGUCACAACCUCUGGUGCUUCCCUCCGCAUCUACCUGUCGAGUAGCUCAAUCAUCUGUAACCAUAGCAACCAGGUCAGCUGGACCAAGGUCAUUAAAAUAAUUGAACAUGUUUGCCUCCAACCUGAUGAUCCAGUGUGUCCUCCUGCUGGUAUCUCUGUGUGCCUGCUGAAGAUAGUCGUGUUCUCUGUCGGUCUGAUCAUCAUGGUGUCUGCUGUCAUCACUGUUCACCUCAUGGAGAAGCUCAAGAAGAACAAAUAAAUAAAUAGUUCUCUACCAGCCAAUCUUACAUUUAUGUAUGUCACCCUCUUUAGUUAAACGUACCCUGUUUUCUUUGUAUUGCUCGAGCCCUCAUGGUACACAUUCCUGCCACUGAUCUUAUGCUAUUCCACUGAUCCACAGUUGGUGGCAGUAACACACCAAGAAAUGAAGUAGUGCGCCAACAAAGGUGAAGAGGUAGAAGACUGCAAGCAACCAAACAUGGAUGUAUACCAUUUAGGAUUUAAAGUAUUUGUAAAAAUCAGCUUUGCAAAUGUUUCAUGAGGAAGGAAACUGAUUCAACACGUUAAUAAGGCUUCAAAGAUACUAACAAUGCAUUUUGACAAGUAAGGAAACAAGAAAACUGCACAGGACACCUUUAAUACAAAUGCUGAUUAUUCUUGAUUAUCCAUUGAUUGUACCCAAUAAUCACUUUUCUCACUUUGUAAAUAAAAUGUUUGUACAGAAAUAACCAUGUUAAAGAUUUUUUUGGAUGAUAAAAAAA
Sebastes umbrosus (honeycomb rockfish) is the source of this 1673-nucleotide messenger RNA. Its product is annotated as SLAM family member 9-like. Bases 488 to 1171 code for a protein of 227 amino acids. The record is from RefSeq and is a predicted model, not a curated record. The transcript is spliced from 5 exons. NCBI's taxonomy places the organism in Eukaryota, Metazoa, Chordata, Actinopteri, Perciformes, Sebastidae.